Molecule: messenger RNA, 1629 nt
Organism: Mesitornis unicolor (brown roatelo)
Lineage: Eukaryota; Metazoa; Chordata; Aves; Mesitornithiformes; Mesitornithidae
Gene: WASHC4
Product: KIAA1033 ortholog
Exons: 14
Biological process (GO): endosomal transport; endosome organization
Cellular component (GO): endosome; WASH complex
Source: RefSeq, a predicted model, not a curated record
UAUAUGUUUAGUGCACUACGGGACUGUGUACCUGCUAUGAUGCAUGCAAGACACUUGGAAUCUUACGAGAUGCUUCUGGAAUGCUAUGACAAAGAAAUCAUGGAAGUGCUCAAUGAGCACUUGCUGGACAAACUAUGUAAAGAGAUAGAAAAGGACCUGCGCUUAUCAGUUCAUACACACCUAAAGCUGGAUGACAGAAACCCCUUCAGAGUUGGUAUGAAGGAUCUUGCUCACUUCUUCUUUCUGAACCCAAUACGUUUUUUCAAUCGGUUCAUUGACAUCAAAGCUUAUGUAACUCACUAUUUGGACAAGACCUUCUACAACUUAACGACCGUAGCUCUUCACGACUGGGCCACCUACAGUGAAAUGAGAAACUUAGCGACUCAACGUUAUGGUUUAAGUAUGACUGAAGCACAUCUUCCCAGCCAGACUCUGGAACAGGGUCUGGAUGUUUUGGAAAUCAUGAGAAAUAUUCAUGUUUUUGUAUCCCGCUACCUCUACAAUCUGAAUAAUCAGAUCUUCAUUGAAAGAACAAGUAAUAACAAACACUUGAACACUAUCAAUAUCCGACACAUUGCGAAUUCAAUUCGAACUCAUGGAACUGGAAUCAUGAACACAACAGUAAACUUCACUUACCAAUUUUUGAGGAAAAAGUUUUAUAUUUUUAGCCAGUUCAUGUAUGAUGAACAUAUCAAAUCCAGGCUUAUCAAAGACAUCAGAUUCUUCAGGGAAGUCAAGGAUCAAAAUGAUCACAAGUAUCCCUUUGAAAGAGCAGAUAAAUUCAACCGUGGCAUCAGGAAGCUUGGAAUAACCCCGGAUGGCCAGAGCUAUCUUGACCAGUUCAGGCAACUCAUAAGUCAAAUUGGCAAUGCUAUGGGUUAUGUACGAAUGAUAAGAUCCGGUGGACUUCACUGCUGCAGUAGUGCAAUUAGGUUUGUUCCUGAUCUGGAAGAUAUCGUUAACUUUGAAGAACUGGUGAAAGAAGAAGGACUUUCAGAAGAAACACAAAAAGCAGCAAGGCAGUUGGACUCUGUCCUCAGUGACCUCACCCGUAACUUUGCAGAGGGAACGGAGUACUUCAAAAUGCUUGUGGACGUGUUUGCUCCUGAAUUCCGCAGUCCAAAGAAUAUGCAUUUGCGGAAUUUCUAUAUAAUUGUUCCCCCACUGACCCUCAAUUUUGUAGAGCAUUCGAUCAGUUGCAAGGAGAAAUUGAAUAAGAAGAAUAAAAGUGGAGCAGCUUUCACUGAUGAUGGGUUUGCCAUGGGUGUGGCGUACAUUCUGAAGCUUUUGGAUCAGUACCAGGAGUUUGAUUCUCUGCACUGGUUCCAGUCUGUCAGAGAGAAGUAUGUGAAGGAAAUAAGAGCAGUAGCUAAGCAACAGAGUGUGCAGUCCACUAAUCAAGAUGAAAAACUACUACAAACUAUGAACCUUACCCACAAGCGACUGGAAGUUUGUUUACAGGAAUUUGAGCUCCUUUAUUUCUCCCUAAGUAGUGCAAGAAUUUUUUUCAGAGCAGAUAAAACUGCAGCAGAAGAAAACCAGGAAAAGAAAGAAAAAGAAGAAGAAUCUGUUAAAGCAAGCAACGGAGAUCUCUCCAACGCUACGCCUGCAGACCCUGUUGUGAAGUGA